Magallana angulata is the source of this 4743-nucleotide messenger RNA. RefSeq names its product DCN1-like protein 4. Gene Ontology annotation, molecular function: ubiquitin-like protein binding; cullin family protein binding; ubiquitin conjugating enzyme binding. Gene Ontology annotation, biological process: positive regulation of ubiquitin-protein transferase activity; protein neddylation. The record is from RefSeq and is a predicted model, not a curated record. NCBI's taxonomy places the organism in Eukaryota, Metazoa, Mollusca, Bivalvia, Ostreida, Ostreidae. Gene Ontology annotation, cellular component: ubiquitin ligase complex. The transcript is spliced from 10 exons. Bases 251 to 955 code for a protein of 234 amino acids.
GGACUAUGUUGACAAUCGCAGAACGCAUGCCCUAAGCGACGUUUUCCGGUUAGAACUGUAAAAGUUAAAAGAAGAGGACAAUCCAGCAAAUUUGCGUUGAGUGAGCACUGGAUGUCCUGUAGUUUUUUUCAUUCUGGAGGAGGAGAAUACAGGCCCAUACUUAGAUAGGAGGUUUACAUCUCUGUCUCUUGGAGAAAGAAAUUCACUAGCUAAUCCUGAUAUUUGGGAUAAUUGUGCUAAUUACUUCAGUAUGCCAAUUAGAAGAAAACGAAGUUCACCUACCUCAGACGAUCCUAGAAAUAAAAAGGCGAAAGUGUCUAAUUGGUCAAGACGUAAUGAGUUAGAGAAUGACUUCAGUACGAAGCGAUGCAUAGCAUGGUUCCAUGAAUACACAGGUACAUUUCCUCUAAAUACUGACGAGGAUGUCUUAGGUCCUGAAGGAAUGGAAAAGUUUUGUGAAGACAUUGGAGUGGAACCAGAAAAUAUUGUAAUGUUGUGUUUGGCCUGGAAAUUGGAUGCCAAAGCAAUGGGAUUCUUCACCAAAGCCGAGUGGUUAAAAGGAAUGACGGAAAUACAGUGCGACUCUAUAUCGAAGUUACAAGGUCGUCUGGAAUACUUGCGCUCAAUGCUGGAUGACCCUGUACAUUUCAAAAAUAUUUACAGAUAUGCAUAUGAUUUUGCUAGGAACAAAGACCAAAGAAGUAUGGAUGUUGAAACAGCCAAGGCAAUGCUGGGUCUACUGCUGGGUAAACAUUGGCCGUUAUUUGGCUCAUUCCAUCAGUUCAUAGAGCAAUCCAAGUAUAAAGUGAUAAAUAAGGACCAAUGGUGUAAUAUUCUGGAAUUCAGUCGAUCAAUUCUGCCGGAUCUGUCAAAUUAUGAUGAGGAUGGAGCAUGGCCAGUUUUAUUGGAUGAAUUUGUGGAAUGGUAUCGAGAAAACAAAUCCAUGUCGAGUUAAUCAUUCCAAGCCAGUGUCUUUCAUAGAAAAUGCUGUUCCAUUAGAAACUGAAGCUGUGUCACCUAAUCGCCACUGUACUAUUUCCAGGAAGGUGGUCCACAGCAAAAUUUUGGGCAUUGAAUGUGAGCAAAAAGUGAAAGUGAAAGUUGAUACAAGUUGUCUUGGUAACCUAUGGAUUUUAGUGCUAAGAGAUCAGAGGUGUUAUUGAAACUUCAUACACAUACACAAAAUGUGCUAUUAUAUGUAUUGUUAUGUGUAUUAUAUGGAAAAAAUCUUUAUUGUUUAUUGAUUAUGUUAAGUAUAGAACAUGUAUUAGACAUACAUGUAUAUGUUUGUUAUGUAAAUAAAAGUGAGAUCAAUUAAACACUUAUGUAAGAUGCAUUUCACAGUUUGAUAUUUUCAUUGAUGCAAAUUGCUGAACUUGUCCUGUCAACAUAAUAAAUGCCAGCCAAUGCAUAUAACAAAUUCCUCCCAAAGCCAUAUAUAAAUUUGAUGUUUGUCAUGUGAUGUAAUGAAUGCAUUAUGCACACAGAUAUUUUUAUAACAUACUUGUAGUCGGCCAUUCCAGUUCAGUAGAAGAAAUGACUUCUGAAUGUAUUUUCUAGUCUGUUCUAUCACUUGUGUUCAUUAGUUUGCUUAUGUAUUAACUUGUGUCACAGGUGAUUGUUUUAAACUGCUGUAAAUUUUAUUAAUGAUAUUUCCAUAAUUUACAUAUGACAGCCACCAAAUUUUUACAUAUUAAAAAACCUGAUACAUGCAUUGACAUUACUGUGAGAAUUAAAAUUACAUUCUUUAAAAAAAAAAUUAAUAUUUGAAAAUCAUUGUCCCAUGUCCUUUGUUUUCUGAUUUUCUGAAUGCAAUUUUAAUCCAGCAGCAUUAUAGCUACAAUAAUAUAUAAAUGUGGUUGGUUUGCAGUAUUUCCUAAAAUUGAACUUGGAAUAUAUAAACCGGUAUUUGGGAUUUCAAGAAUUUUUCAUUGAAAUAUUUUUAAAAUAACGUUAUUGAAAGAUUUUCUUUGGCCUAAAUAGAGUUAUAUACUUAUGAAAUUUAUAUAGUAGCAUAUGAUAUCCUAGUGAUGACAAUAUGAAGAUAUAAUGUCAUGAAAAUCGUUUAACUUCAUAUAAUUUAUGUUUUGUUGCAAAUUUUUGGUAUUUUAUAUUAUUACAUUGAGUCUAUGCUUGCUCAAGGACAAUUAUUUACUUUGAUGUGUACAAAAAUAUAAAAGCAAAGGAGUAUGUGUCCAAGUUGAUUGAAAGGUAAAACAUUUAAAAAUAUAUAUAAGAAAUGCAAUACCCAUUGGGAAAAAGGAGAAUGUUAACAAUACAGUACAUGUAUCUCCUGAAUCCAUGUACAUAAAAAGUCUUUAGCGUUACAAUUUUUAUAUACUGUUUACAGCCAGUGUUAGCAUUGAUGUACACGACAGUGAAAGAGCUUGGAAAUAUUUUUGAUAACUUUGCAGCAGGCAAAAAAUUACCUGUGAAGGUACACAAGAAAGUGACAUAGUGUUGUAUGAAUAAUGCACAUAUGUUUACUGACGAUGCAAAUGCUUCCUCUGUCAAAAGGAACACUAUUCUUUUGGAAAUGUUGAUAUAAAUUUUGUGCUUUCAUUGGAAAUGGCCAGUAUUUCCAUUUGCUCUUUUUUUUGCUUUUUCUAAGGUGUAAUGUACUGAGAUGUUGAGGUAGUCUUCCGACAACAAAACAUUUCUUGCCAUCUGUUGAAGGGAAACUGUUUUAAUAAGUGGUGUUUAUUUUGGUGAAUCUGCUACAUAGAUUCUAAAUAUGGAGCAUUUGUGUGAAUGAAGAAAUUUAUUAUAUAGGACGGGGUAAUUUAAGAUGAAGGGUUAGUGGAAGAAAAAUUUAUAUUUAGAAAUGAUCCAGGCUCACCAAUGAAUAUAUGUACAAACAAUAGAGGUUGUCUACCUUUAUGAGCUGUUUCAGUGUCUCAAUUUCUGUGAGUUAAUAUUGUCCAUGGAGUGUUCCCACCCUCCCCUCUAUUUUUUCGCAGCAAAGAUUUUUCUUAAAUUUACACUAAGAAAAAUGAAUUUUGAAGGAGUUGGCCACGUUACUUUUUGGGGGGAAGCAUGUAAAGAAUUGUAAUUAAAUAAACAAAAUAACUUAGAAGUUACAAUAAAGGUACUAUGAUUUCGGAUAAAUCUGCCCCCCCCCCCCCCCCCCCAUUCUUUCAAAAACAAUGCUAUGUGCCUGAUAAUGAAAGGAAAAGAGAAAGCCUUCUCAUCAUGACUGAAUUCAUUGCUUUGUAUGUUUUCAUCGCAAAUUCAUAUUUAAGUUGUUUGUUAUGAUUAAAUGGAGCCUGAAAUUACUCACUUUGGUUACUUUGUGCAGUUUCAAGUUUUGUUGGGUUUUUUAGACUAUGCAAACUUUCAAAUGAUUCAUUAAUGUAAACUGGUAUAACCUAGUUGAUAAAAAUCUAAAUCAAAAGUUUAUAUGUUUUUUAGAAUGUGUUUUUUAAAAAGGGAGCUAUUGAUUGAAAUCACAUACAAUAUGACAUUUCUAUUUGUUUUGUUUUGUUUUUUGGGGUAUUGAACCCAUAAAUGGACAUUUUUUAAGAUAAGCUAGGAUUGUACAACUUUUACCGGUACAAAUAAGCAUGGACGCUGAAGAAAAUAGAAAGAAUAUAACUCUAAGAUCUGGCAUAGAUUUCUUGUGGUUGAAUAUCUGUUUACUUUCGUUGAUAUUUACGGUAUGUUGCAGACACUGUCUUAUUUUAUUUGAUGUAUGAUGAAUGCGAUUCUUGAAGAAGAAAUGUAUGAUAAUUUUGUAAUGAAGACAUGGUGAAAUAUUUCUGUGUAUUUAUUUGAACUAACCUGGUUUUCCUUCUUUUCCAUUCUGUAUACUUAUUCCAUGUACACGUAUAUCCCCGACACAUCGUUUUCAUAGCCAGUAAACGUUGUCUAUCCACAAGACAUACUCCAUUAUUUUUUUAUAUGUGAUACAGACUUGUGGUGGGAGGGUGGGGGUAUUUAUAUCAUAAGUUGUUGAGGAAAAUCACACUGAUUGCAAGGUGUUUGUUAUUGGAUUUUGUGGGAACCCAGCACCCCUUACCAUGCAACAAAUAAAAUUUCCCAAAUAUAAUUUACAAAAUAGAAAUCUUUUGUAAUGCCCUUACCCCAAUAGUUUAUACAUCUGCUCCAAUCACUUUGAGUUGAUUUUUUGUCAUAGUCUGAGAUAGCAGCAGUAAUGCACAUUAUAUGAUAGAGAUAUGAUAGAAAAGUAUAAAAGUCCUAACUAACCAGAUAUACAUGUAUUCACUAAACAUUUACAUAGAUUGAUAUAUCAAAAUUUAUUGCACAGAUUUAUUGAUGGUAGACUCAUAUUAAAUAUGCUAAAUUAAGAUUACCAGUACAUAAAUUAAAAAUGCAAUACAUUUUUGUAUUGUUGUUGUAAAUUUAUGUUCUUAGAUUAUAGACGGCCCUAAAAAAGCUAUGUUUGAAUCAAUCUAAAUGUACAGAAACUUGCAUGUUGACUUACAUAUUUAAUUGUUGUUUUAAACUUUUGCUUUUGUGAUUUAAAAAAGGAAUUCGAAUCAAAAUGACUUUUUUGUUUGUCUACGUGUUCAAAAAAAUAUUUUGCUGAUAUUUUAUUUGGAGGGUAUGAUGUUAAAUAUGAAAGAUUUGUGUUACGGAGUGAACUACAUAAAAAAAUGAUACCGAUUUUCAUUUGGUCUGCAUGUAAAAGUCUCCUUUGUACAGAUUUGUAUUUUGUUACUGAUAUCUGUAUGUUUUUCAUUGUUUAACAUGUUCAGCACACAAUAAAUUUAAUAUAACAUA